Molecule: messenger RNA, 441 nt
Organism: Hibiscus syriacus
Lineage: Eukaryota; Viridiplantae; Streptophyta; Magnoliopsida; Malvales; Malvaceae
Exons: 1
Coding region: 1-441 (146 amino acids)
Source: RefSeq, a predicted model, not a curated record
AUGUUGAUCAUUUCGACGAAUGCGACGUCUCUCUCCGUUUUGUUCUUCGGGUUCAAUUUGAUCAAUGGGUUAGGAUGGUCUUCCCCCGGUUGGCUUCAUUUAUUGUCGGCUUUCGUGGUUGUUUUCUACUCUCUGGUUCUGGCGAAUGCUUUCGUGAUUUCAAACAUCGCAUCGGUUUCAUCGGGAACGGACAAAUCUGGUGGAUAUGAGUCGAUUCUAAAAGCUUGUGUCGUCAUCAGAGAAAGAACCUCGACUACUUUAUCGUUGGCUUUGCCUUGGAAUCUCGCACUGGCGGGCAUUGAAGCUCUGUUGCAUUAUCGGGUCGUGAGAGCUUACGGCAGUGAUGAUUUCAGCUGGUUCUCGAUGGCUACGGAAGGGAUUUUGACAGCUUACUUACCUCAUUCUGAUUCUGCAAAUCCAGCCAAGGAAAAGAGAAUGUAA